Messenger RNA from Rotaria sordida, 3009 nucleotides. Lineage: Eukaryota; Metazoa; Rotifera; Eurotatoria; Philodinida; Philodinidae. The record is from the annotation of a GenBank genome assembly.
AUGCAGCCUGAAGUUAAACUUGUAUCUACAACAAAUAAUGUACAUAAUUGUUGUGUACCAUUAUCUGGUCAUCGUAAUAUUUAUCCAAUUAAGUCAGAAGAGAAUUCCCAUGGUCAUCAUGUUAAUAAUCAAAAUAAACAACGACAAAAAGUUGAAGCUUAUGUUUUUAGAAAAUUAGAAGAAUAUUCGAAGAAAAAAACAAUCAAUAUUUUAUGUUCAACAUCUCUUUCUCAUAUUCGUCGACGUUUAAAACAUGAUAUUAAACCUCUAUCGAAACAAUUUGAUCCAAAUACUGUAUCCAAAGAAAAACUUCAUCAAUGGAUUGAUGAAAUUCUUGAGCAAAUUCAAUCACAUAUAUCACAAUUACGAUCAUUAUUUCAAUCACAAGAUAAUCUUGAACAUUUUCUUACAACAGAUAAAUUUUUUUCAUCAAAAAAUAUUGAUAAUCAAUGGAAACAAUUACAAUUACAACAAGCAAAAAAAGUUCUAUUAAAGAAUGCAAAUGAUAAUGAUGAAAAACUUUUAUCAAGAUAUCAAAAAUAUAUUAUAGAAAAAUUUACACCAAAUGAACUUGAAGAUAAUAAACUUAUAUUAAAAAAUCAAAAAAAAAUUCAUUUAAAUGAAAAAUUUCAAGAAGUAGAACAUUUUGGACGAGAAUAUUUAACAAAACUACUUGAUAAUUAUAAACAACGUCAAUAUCCUAAAUUAGAAUUAGUUCAAGAAAUGAUUGAACUUGGAAUGGAACAAAUGAUUAAAAGACCAAAAAAAGAUGAAUUUCGUCAAGCAUCAUUAUCAUCAAAUAUUCUUGAUAAAGCAACAUUUAUUCUUAAAAGUAAACAAUCAUAUUCAAUGUCUCUUCACAAUCUAGCCGAUGAUUUUAUGCUAUUACGUUUUGGACAUUCCGUAGACAAUGAAAAUAAUAAUGCUGACGAGUCUAUAAGUGAUCGAUUUAUAGUUCGUAUUCAUAUGUUUCUCAAUACAAUUUCUCAACUUGUUUAUUUAUUAAAAGCCACUAACUCAUCUGAAUUUUUUUCACCAUUAUCAUUAUUUAAUCCAUUUAAUUCUGAUUUACCAAAAGAAUAUAUUCUUUCACCAACUAUUUAUAUUGAUGAAUGGACAUGGUUAUUAGAAAAAUGGAAAAUAUCAUUAGAAACAUUGCCAAUUAAUCUUACAAAUCAAGGUGCUUUUAGUCGACUUGUACGUACGACUAUUGGUGUUGGUAUUUCUCGAUUAUUUAGUUUUACUAUAAAUAAUGAACAAGAUGAACUUGAUAAGAAACUUUUUCAAGCACUUCAAAUGGGUUUUUAUUAUGGUAUUGCUUAUGCUCUUGUUGAUGGUCUUCAAGAUAAUCAAAAUCAUCAACAAAAACAAUUUGAUGUUGAUAAAUGGCUUGAAAAAGCAGAAGAUAUUUUAUGUGGUGAUCAAUUAAAUACAUCUUCAUUACCUCAAUUACCAAUUAUUCCACUUCUACUUGAAACAUUUCAUAGUCUUGGUCAACUUACAUCAACAAAUUCAAUUACUGAUCAAACAUUUACUGAUCUUGCUUUACUUCUUCGUUCACAACGAUUAGAUAAAAAAGAUUUAGAAAAAUCCAAUUAUAAUGAUAUUGAUCUUUUUUUAGGUCCUCUAUUAAAAGCUCAUUUUACUUAUACAGCAACAGCUUUUAUGGGUGGAGCAAAUAUAAUUGAAAAUCAUCAACGUUUAUGGAUAACACCUUUUCUAGGACAAUUAACAGAUGAUUGUCGAGAUUUUAAUGAAGAUUAUCAAGCAAAAUCAAUAACACCUGUAACAUAUUAUGUUCAACAUAAUGGUUCAUCAUUUAAUCCAUUUUUUGUUUUUUUAUUCGUUUGUGAAGAUCUUUAUAUAGAAAGUAAUCGUCGAAAGAAUACAGGUGCAUUUUUAGGACGACGAAUAAUGAGAACAUUACGUUCACUUGGAAAUGAUUUUAAUAAAUUUAUUACAAUCUUUACAGAAAAAUCAUAUCCGAAAUUAUAUAAAUAUUUUCUUUCAUUAGAAUAUUUAUUUCCACGUAUUAGUGAUCCUGAAAAAGCAGUAUUUCGUUAUGUUAAUAUAUUUGCAAAUAAUUAUUCUCUUAAUCAUCGAAAACUCGAAACAUUUGUAUAUGAUUGUCAACCAUUGAUCGAAAAACAAUUAUCAAUAGAAACAGAUGAUAAUAAUUUACUUGUUCAUGGUAUGAAUUAUAGUUUAAAAGCAGGUGGAAAACGUUUACGACCUUUACUGUUACUUAUGGUUGCACAACUUUAUAAUAUGGAUAUUAAAAGUGUAUUACCAGUUGCUCGAGCUCUUGAAUAUCUUCAUACAAGUAGUUUAAUAUUCGAUGAUCUUCCAGCACAAGAUAAUGCACCAUUGAGACGAGGUCAACCAACACUGCAUAUGAUGAUUGACAGUGAUCAUAAUAUUAUUCCACCAUCAUUAACUGAAGGACGAGCUCAAUUAAGUGCUGUAAAUCUCAUUGCAUAUGCUAUUCGAUUAGUUACUGUUGAUCUUCAAAAAGAAAAUUUUUCACAUGAAAGUAUAAAUGAAGUUGUUGCUGAAAUAGCACAAUCAAUGAGUGAACUUUGCCAUGGACAAUUUCUUGAUUUACAAUGUUCAAGAACUAAAAAAUCAUUAACAAUUGAUGAACUUGAUCGUAUAGCUUAUUUAAAAACUGGUAAAGCUAUUGAAAUUGCUAUUAUUUGUCCAAUUAUUCUUGCUAAACAAGACCAACCAUUGGAUUGUUUUCGUGAACUUAGUCGAUUAAUGGGUAUUUUAUUUCAAAUGAAAGAUGAUCUACUUGAUGUUGAAGGUGAUACAGAUGAACUUGGAAAAAAAAUCAAUAUUGAUCAAGAAAAUCAAACCGUAACUUAUAUAAGUUUAUUGGGUGUUAAAGGAACACGAAAUCGUAUUGUAAAUAUAAGAAAACAAGUAGAAUCGAUUCUGAAUGAUUUAUGGCCACAAGCUGGUACAAUGCGAGACCUUAUUCAAUAUAUUUGUGAACGAAAAAAAUAA